AUGCAGAGCAAGAUCCUCGCUGAGUUUGCCCGGGAGUUGCGACUCUCUGUGGCCCAGCUGGACUAUUCGCGGAGCUUCAUAGCCCUCGGAGGCCACUCUCUCGCCGCACUUCGACUGGUAGCAGCGUGCAGGCGAUUAGGAUACUCUCUGACCGUGGGUGAGCUCUUGGACAACCGGCCUCUUCUUGAUGUCCUAUCCCGACUUCCCCUGAGUCCGCCAUCCAGUCACGAGGAAGGUCAAGAUGUAGUCCGCCGCACAAGUUACGACAUUCUCAAGGAUUCCGUCGUCAAUAUCACUAUCAAUGAUAUUGCACCAUCUUCACCAUCUGAUGAAGAUCUCCCAUCUCCGACGGUAGACACGGAAAUAAUCACAGCCGCUUCCAGUGUGCCCUGUGUGCCAAUCCCAGAAAUGCAGCUCUCCCUUAUUCGGAGCAGCUACGCCAAACCCGGCCACAACAUCCUGGCGUAUCAGCAGAUGUGCAAUGCGGCCGAGCUGCCACCACUGCGCGCCGCCUGGCAACAUGUGAUCGAAGCAGAGGAAAUCUUUGCCAAAUCCUUUGCGAUCGAAGAUGGAAGAGGGUAUCUUACGGACUCUAAUGCGAACUCUAUCAAGUGGACAGAUAUUCUCGUCCACGACCAGGCCACGUUUACCGCCGAGAUUAUGGCAAAGCCUCGCUUCAACGAUGUUGACUUUGAGUUCAGAACGAUCACAUGGGCCGAGGAGCAGAAGGCCUGUCUCCUGUGGCAUGUUCAUCACGCAUAUGUGGACGGCUUCUCCAUGACACUCCUCCUAGACAAGGUUACGCGCUGUAUAGCUGGACUACCUCUACAGCGGGGGCCUUCCUAUGCGAGCGUGGUACGCGAAAGGAACUUGCUGAUUGAGCAGCGAGAAGAGGAAGCUAGGGCCUACUGGCGCUCGCAGAAGGAUGCCCUCGAUACCGCCACCAGCGAGCUGCAGCUGUGCAGCAGUCACGACUUGGGGGAAGCCGACACGUUCUGGAAUGGGUUGGCCACAUUUGCGGUCAAUAUUCCAUCCACUAAGCUCGACCAAUACGCACACCAGCAUCAUGUUACCACCGCCUCGAUCUACUACGCUGCCUGGGCCUUGGUCCUGUCAACUGUUUGUGAUUCAGAUCACAUCAUCUUCGGCGCAGUCAUGUCUGGCAGAUCAUUGCCGGUGGCCGGAAUCCUCGAGGUCGUGGGGAGCCUAGUGAAUACUCUACCCAUGGCCAUCUCAGUGGAUGCGAACGAAAAUACUAGCUCGUUUGUCUGGAGAGUCUUUCAGCAGCUCGUUGCCCUGACGGCCUUUGACUGGAGCGAGUCCGAGCAUGGGUGCUUGCGCCAGUUUUCCUCGGUCCUGGCCUUGCAGUUCAAUACUUCUACAACAACGAUUUCAGCUCCUCAGAUCCGGUCUAUGCCCUCAUCUAGGAUGAACAGCGAGAUCCCGCUCAGCGUCACCAUUGAAACCGACGGUACAAUCCAUAUUCAGUACUCGCGCAAGUACGAUAAAAGACAUAUCGAGAAAAUCGGCAGCUAUUUUACCAGCACCAUUGAGUCACUCACAAAAGACGACUACUCCGUUGGUAUGUGUCUGGAUGGGAUGCUAUCAAUACCUGACAAACAGACCUUGUUCCAAUACGGGAACUGUCUUUCGGGUCUCACAACACGGACUUCAAUACAUGACGAUCUGGUCAGUCUCAUGAAACGUGCCGCUCGCCAAAAUCCGACAGUGUGUGCAGUCACGUUGGGAGAAAGCAUGAUGACAUAUCGCGAACUCGACCAAAAGAGCAACUGCGUGGCGGCACAUCUCGGCAUGUAUGUCCAGCAUGGUGAUAUUGUCUGCGUACACGCAGAACAGUCUCUAAACUGGAUCAUUGCCAUAUACGGAAUUCUUAAAGCUGGCGCGGUGUAUUGUCCGCUCAAUUCGAAGCUUGAUCCGGACCUACGAUCGUCCAUGUUCGAUGCUUCGACUGCAGACAUAUAUCUGACUGCCUCUACAGGCGAAACAAGGUGGCGUCCAAAGCGAAGCAGAUAUUGCUGGGCUGUUGAGGACCUUCUCCAGCGAGAACUCUUCGAAGACGAAGAAUCCGGAUCUCCCCACAAUCUCUGCCCAGAGGCAAAUGCAUAUCUGUGCUUCACUUCGGGAUCCAGCGGCAAACCCAAGGGAGUUCUCUGUACACACCAGGGACUAGUUGCCUUUCAGCGAGACCGAGAGGUGCGGUUGCUUGCACAGCCUGGCAUCAAGGUAGGCCAGAUCAUGUCUGUUUCAUUUGAUGGGAGCAUUCAUGAGAUCUUCUCUGCUUUGAGCUACGGAGCGACACUGGUUCUGCCCUCUCCAAAAGACCCAUUUGCACACCUGCACGAGGUCGAUACGUGCAUUCUAACUCCAUCGCUGGCGGCGACCUUGGAUGCGGCCGACUAUCCCAAUCUGCGAGCAGCCUACCUCGUCGGUGAGCAGGUCUCGCAAGUAGUCAACGACCAUUGGAGCGCAAGAACCGCGGUAUACAACAUGUACGGCCCGACAGAGGCCACUUGCGGAGCCACCAUCAAACGAUUGGUCCCAGGAGAAAAAGUCACCAUUGGAUGUCCGAAUCCUACGAGCCGCAUCUACAUUCUAGACCGACAGCGCCGUCUCGCACCGCCUGGACUGGUGGGCCAGAUUUAUCUUGCUGGGGUGCAGGUGUCGAACGGAUAUCUCGGUCAGCCACAGCUAACAGCGGAGCGCUUCUUUGCGGAUUGCGUGUGUCGUGGGCUUGGAGAGCAGAUGUAUGCAACGGGCGACAUGGGUUACUGGACUGGAACUGGAGAACUCGUUUGCCUUGGCCGCAAUGAUCGGCAGGUCAAGCUGCGGGGAUUCCGCUUGGAUCUGGAUGACCUGGAAGCGCGCAUCUCAAACCUGCCUGGCAUCACUGGAGCUGCCGUGACUCGGUACGAGGACGACCUUAUUGCCAUGGUCCAGCCACGCAACCUCUCUCUGGGGGACUGCAAGAGGCGCAUGGCAAGUGUGUUGCCUAUCCACGCUGUUCCACGCUAUUGUAUCACAGUCGAUCAAUUCCCAAUCACUGCCGCAGGAAAGCUAGACUACAAGGCAAUUGUGAAGAGUGUACAGGAGGGCGGCCUACACGAACCCCCGCGAGAGAUGAGUGCCACGGAACAACAGGUUGCGCAGGUCUGGUCUGAUAUCCUGGGGACAAAGGCAACUGAGAUUACUGUCGACUCCAGUUUCAUCGGGCUCGGCGGCAACUCAUUGCUCCAGCUUAGAUUGGCCAGUCGCCUGUCCAAAGCCUUUGCCUGUUCUGUUCCACUUACCCUGGUCAUUGGUGCACAGACCCUUUACGACUUGUCUGCCAAAAUAGACGAGCUGUGUACUUGUCAGGCCCAGCAGGCGGUUUACUCACUUACGCCAACACAAGAGGACAGAGUGUCCCGCAUGGAGGCUGAAUGGAGCGCAAAAUAUACAUGUGACAGCACGACAACGGCUUUCAACGUCUCCUUUUUGUGUCGGUUAAGUCCUUCGAUUGACAGGCAUCGGUUAGCAGACAGUUGGAAUACAGUCCUACGCCACCAUUCUGUCCUCAGAUCCCGUUAUCGACCCGCGGGCAUUCGGUUCAAACGGAUAUAUUCUGAAGGUGCCCCCGUUGCUCAGAGUGUUACUGCAUGUGACGUCUUCAGCGAAAUCAACCGGCCGUUUAUCAUCAGCGAAGACGACCUUCUUCGGGUUACUAUCACCCCUGAAACUCUGGUCGUGACCGCGAGUCACAUCGUGUGUGAUCUGACAGCCAUGCAAACUCUGCUAAGCCAGGUCAGAGAGGUCUACCAGGGUGGAUCGAUCCAGUCAUCGCCCCCGGAAUAUAUGGCAGCAGACGCAUGGAAAAGGGUUGCCUCAUUGACGGAUCUCUCCUUUUGGGCAACAUAUUUGCAGGAUGCGCCUCGUCCAACGAGGAGAAGAGCCAGUUAUGCGGGCUCAUCGCGCGUCGUCAUGCUUCCAAGCGACACCGCACAAACACUCGACAACUUUUGCCAGACUUCGCCGUUCAGUCAUCACCAGCUCGCCCUCGCAGCCGUUGCAUUGGCCCUUCAGUCUCAAAGCAAUAAGAUCGACCUCGUGCUCGGUGGACCCUUUCUCAACCGCUGGUCCGAAGCCGACAUGCACACCGUCGGUCUGUUUCUCGAGCCAAUUCCCUUCCGUAUUCGUUUCCACCCAGAGAACACAUCUGAUGAGACUUGUGACGCCGAAGCAUUUCUCCAGUCCGUUCGAUGCUCCAGUCAAACAGCUCUCACCCACGCUAUCCCCUGGCAGCAGCUCCUCUGCCAUUUGGGUAUCACGCCCGAUUUCCCUAAUCACCCGCUAUUCGAGGUGAUGGUGACCUUCCAUACCCGAGAACAUGCAUUGCGAUUUGGCCUUGAGGGUGCCGAAGAGCUAUAUACCUGGGCGCAAGGGGCAAAGUUUGGGCUUAUGUGCGAGUUUACGGCGCUACCGAAUGAGGAGAUAUUGCUCCGGCUAGAAUACGAUGACUCUAUUUGGUGCGAGGAGGAGAUUGCGCGGGUUGAAACCGCAAUCAUUCGCGGCUUAGAAAUGCUGGUGCGCAACGCCCGGUACGACGAUAUGGUCACUACGUUACGCACCGCGGAGCCGGAUUCUACGUUGAGGCGAAAGGAUAUGUUCUUGUUACCGCUUCGUAAAGCAUAA
Penicillium chermesinum is the source of this 4689-nucleotide messenger RNA. RefSeq names its product nonribosomal peptide synthetase gliP (gene gliP). The record is from RefSeq and is a predicted model, not a curated record. Gene Ontology annotation, cellular component: cytoplasm. The transcript has a single exon. Gene Ontology annotation, biological process: secondary metabolite biosynthetic process; amino acid activation for nonribosomal peptide biosynthetic process. Bases 1 to 4689 code for a protein of 1562 amino acids. Lineage: Eukaryota; Fungi; Ascomycota; Eurotiomycetes; Eurotiales; Aspergillaceae. Gene Ontology annotation, molecular function: phosphopantetheine binding; catalytic activity.